AUGGCCGCCCAAUCCAAGCUUCGUCAAGAUCCAAAGGGCUGGCUCGCACAGCUUCUCAAUCCUCAACAGAGAGCAAAGCAAGGUCUCGGCCUCGUCGCUGUCCUCAUCCUCUUCUCGCUCCGCAAGCAACUCAAUCACUUCCUUCAUCAGCAGAACAUUCGCAAGCUCGCAACCUCCGGCAGGACAGAUCUCGACGUCAACGAUGCCUUGAAGCAGGUCUACGUUCCCAAGCCAGACGGCUCCCGCGAUCUCCUCGUUCCCAACCGAGGUCGCGUCUCGAAAGUGCCCAUCAAGCCAACCAAGUCACGCACCUUUGACGCUGACUAUGCCGUUUUCCGCCAGCUACCGCCCACUUCCGACGCCGGUGUGGCCAACGCCAAAAAGAAGCAGCUCACCGAAAAAGAAACACAACGCUCCCAGAUCGAAGAUGCCAAAGCGAUGCGCGCCGAGGGAGGCGCCGCUGCUGCUACAGCCAAGAAGGUCGGCGUCAACAAAGAGUUCUUCCGUCAGCUCAAAGCCAUCUUCCGCAUCCUCAUCCCGCGCAGGAACAGCAAGGAGGUCUUCAUCUUCCUCCUUCACACCUCCUUCCUCGUCCUUCGAACAUACCUUUCCAUGCUCGUCGCGCGUCUCGACGGUAUCAUUGUUCGUGAUCUCGUCUCUGCCAAUGGUCGCGGCUUCUUGCGAGGGCUUGGUCUCUGGUUCCUGCUUGCCAUCCCUUCCACCUACACCAACUCCAUGAUCCGUUUCCUCCAGUCCAAACUCGCCAUCGGCUUCCGCACUCGCCUCACAAGAUACGUCCACGAUCUCUAUCUCAACGACAAGGCCAACUUCUACCGCAUCAUCAACCUCGACGGUCGUCUCGAUGCUGCCGAUCAGUACAUCACCACCGACAUUGCACGCUUCUGCGAGACGCUCGCCGCCCUCUACUCGAAUGUCUCGAAACCGGUGCUCGACCUCGUCAUCUUCAAUUACGCUCUCAGUCGAUCCUUGGGACCCAUGGGCAUUCUCGGACUCUCUACCAACUACCUCUUCACCGGCUGGAUUCUGCGACAGGUCACGCCCGCUUUCGGCAAGCUGGCUGCCAUCGAAGCAAAGCUCGAGGGUGACUUCCGUUCCGCACACAGUCGACUCAUCACAAAUGCAGAGGAGAUCGCUUUCUACAAUGGCGCCUCUAUUGAAGCCGGCAUUCUCAACCGCGCCUACAUCCGUCUCGUCCGUCACAUCGACAGCAUCUUCAAGAUCCGCAUCGCAUUCAACAUGACCGAAGACUUUGUGUUGAAGUACGCAUGGUCGGCCGCAGGAUACGUCAUCAUUGCGGCUCCCUUCCUCUUCGGUCAGAAGCAGCCCGCAGCCGCCGAGUCGUCCGACGCAGCGGCUCCUGCGCCCAAGCGUCGAGAAGUGGACAGCACCGUCGCAUCCAAGACCGAGUCGUACAUUUCGAACCGUCGUCUGCUCUUGUCGCUCGCCGAUGCGGGAAGUCGACUCAUGUACAGCUACAAGGAGCUCGCCGAGCUGGCCGGUUUCACGAGUCGUGUCUACACGCUCAUCUCGACGCUGCACUUGCUCAACAAGGAGCAGUACCAGGCCAUGCCCCGCCCUGUCGAUCUCCCCGCAGACAAGCCUUUCUACGAUCUCGGUCAGAUCCAGGGCAAGGUGGACGUGGGUGCAGAGACGGUUGCCUUCGACAAGGUACCCAUUGUCGCACCAGCGCCAGGACUGGAACGCGGAGGCGAAGAGCUGGUCAAGGACCUCACCCUCCGCGUCAAGCCGGGCGAGCACAUUCUCAUCACAGGUCCCAACGGUGUGGGCAAGACAGCCGUCGCCCGUGUUGUUGCUGGCCUCUGGCCCGUCUUCCAGGGUCACUUGGAACGACCCUCGAUCAACGAUAUCAUGUUCUUGCCGCAGCGCCCUUAUCUGUCCGUUGGCAGUCUGCGCGAGCAGGUCAUCUACCCAUUCACAUACCCAGAGCACGAGGCAUCUGGCAAGACUGACGACGACCUGCUUGCCAUUCUCAAGGACGUGCACCUCGCCUACCUUCCCAGCCGAGAAGGUGGAUGGGAGACGCGUAAGGAGUGGAAGGACGUGCUGUCGGGAGGUGAAAAGCAGCGCAUGGGUAUGGCGCGUCUGCUCUACCACCGACCCAAGUUUGGUAUCCUCGACGAAUGCACCAGCGCUGUCUCAACGGAUGUCGAGGGCCUCAUGUACGCCAAGGCCAAGGAGCUCGGCAUCACCCUGAUCACCAUCUCGCACCGACCUUCGCUCUUCAAGUACCACGAGGUACUUCUGCGACUGACCGGUGAAAACGGCGCUUGGGAGACCGACUUUAUCGGUGCCGAGACGGAGCAGCUGUCGAUGGAGCACGAGAUCGAGGAUCUCGAGAAGAAGAUGGCCGAGGUGGAAGGGUGGAAGACGCGCAUUGGUGAGAUCCAGAAGGAGCUCGCAUUCAGCAAAAACUAG
Molecule: messenger RNA, 2457 nt
Organism: Kalmanozyma brasiliensis GHG001
Lineage: Eukaryota; Fungi; Basidiomycota; Ustilaginomycetes; Ustilaginales
Product: Peroxisomal fatty acyl CoA transporter, transmembrane domain protein
Exons: 1
Coding region: 1-2457 (818 amino acids)
Biological process (GO): very long-chain fatty acid catabolic process; peroxisome organization; fatty acid beta-oxidation
Cellular component (GO): peroxisomal membrane
Molecular function (GO): ATP binding; ATP hydrolysis activity; ABC-type transporter activity
Source: RefSeq, a predicted model, not a curated record